CACAUUUGCUUGCACAUGAACAUGCCACCCCACACACACCAUACAUACCCGCCACAUUCCGUGCAUCUCGACUUUUAAAAUUGCGCCACUGGUAGCUCUGCACAGGCCACAGGGCGCAGACCAGCCCCUACAGUCCCCAGCAGGGUCUGCAGCGGAGGCAGAGACGGAGGCAGCAGCAGCGGGGUGGAGCAGCACACCCACCGGCAGCAACUGCAACUGGGGCCUGCAGUGGAGGGGGGAGGGGACGAGCAGCGGAGGAACGAGGACUCAUGGACGGGUCCAUGCACCACACCCAGAAGGUUGAGUGUCGCCUUCCUCCCUUCACCCAUGGUUGCACCCACCAUGCCAUGCCAUGCACCCCGCCCCAUCGCAUGCUUCUUACCCAGGCACUGAAGUGGAGGAGAGUGGCGAGUCAGCAGCAUUGGAGGCAGCAGCGAGGUCGACGCGAAGUGCAGCCGAGGCACCGGGAAGUUGAAUCACGGGCAGUCCAGGGUCUGAGGCGGAGGCAGAGGCAGAGGAAGAGGCAGUGGCAGCAGGGGCAGAGGCAGCAGGGGCAGAGGCACCAGCAGCAGAGGCGCCAGAAGCAGCAACUGCAACCCGGUGCUGCAGUGGAGAACGGCUGCGUUCCCCUUGCAGGCAUGCAGCAGCAGCAGCAAGGGGGAGGGGACAGGCAGCAGAGAGACGUGGACACAUGGACACAUGGAGGGGUCAAUGCUCCACACCCAGAAGGUUCCCUUGGGGGUCUGUGGCUUGUGCUUGUGGCUCUACCAGUGGCUCCCUCUGUUCUUCCUCUCCCUCCUGUAUUGCUUGCUCAUCCCAAUCUCCAUGGGGCCGCCUACCACUCUCCUCUGGAACUAACUACCUCUCCCUCUCCCCCUUCUCCCCCCACACCACCCUCCCUUCCAGUACCCAUCAGUGCUUGUGCUGUGGCGCUGGAGUGGGGGGAUGGCUGAACACGCCAGCGUCACAAACAGGCAUAGCAAGUAAGUAACAAACACACGCCUUCUCCUUGCUGUUGCAUCUUCCAAGCCUUUCCAAUUUCUGAUUUUUUUACGCUCAUUCUAUCCAUGUCGGAUGCAUCUUCUUCCAAAACCAAACCCCUUGCAGCAGCCUAGUCCACAUGGUGCAGACCCCCCCUAUUUCAGGUACCCCCCCCCUCCUCCAGCCCCCAGGUUAAGCCUACCCCUGAUACUGAGAGACUUUACUAGAUAACCCCCUCCUAAUACAUACUACCCCUGGUUCUGCACCAUGUGCCUAGUGCUGCUCCAGUGGUCCUUCUGCUGCUAUCACCUGCCACCUCUCCCAUACACACCUCUCACUCUUCUACCCCUAUCUGCCUACUCACUG
Messenger RNA from Closterium sp. NIES-67, 1347 nucleotides. Lineage: Eukaryota; Viridiplantae; Streptophyta; Zygnematophyceae; Desmidiales; Closteriaceae. The record is from the annotation of a GenBank genome assembly.